AUGCACCCUCAACAAGCCAUCAACACGCUCUCCCUCCUCUCGACACCCCCCUCGGCGGACCCCCACUCUGCCGAGUCCAUCUCGAUCAUGCUCCCCACCUCGCUCUCCGAGUCGUCAUCGACCUCGACGACCCAAGCUCUAGGCAACCCCAAUGCGCAAGCGUUCUGGCUGAACGCGAGCAAAACGAUCGAUUGGGUCAAGUCACCGAGUUUUGCGUAUGGUCAAGUCGGCCGAGGACAGGAGGUCAGUUGCAAUUGGGUUCGCUCGGUCGCACGGUCAAACUUUAAACUUCAACGGUCACCUGGUCGCACGGUCGCUCGGUCGCACGGUCUGGGUGCGGCGGGUCUUGGUCGCCCCCACCUCGGUUCGCUCCCUCGGCCGCGGUGCGAUGCGGGGUAGCCGCGUGCCCCACAUUCGCACUCGAGCUCACUUCGGAGUGGUGCACUCACAUCGGCGGCAUGUCACCAAAAGUACUGCAGAACACUGAAGCUCACCUCGCCCCACAGCGACCAACCUGGUUCCCGGACGGCGAGCUCAGCACAUGCUACAACGCCCUCGACCGCCACGUCCAAGCCGGUUUCGGUUCUCGCCCCUGUCUCCACCACGUAUCUCCUCUCCCACCGCAAACGCGCUCGAGCAGGAGCAUGACCUACGCCGAGGUCUUGGCAGAGGUCAAGACGCUUGCUGGCGUGUUGAGACACACCUUGGGCGUCAAGAAGGGGGAUCGGGUCAUCGUCUAUGUGAUUGAUCGGUCUCGAGUCUGAGCAGUGGGGGGACAGCGCCAUGCGGGGCCGAUGGAGAGGGGCUUCAUUCCAGACCAGUGCCGUCCGACUACUAUGUUUGCUGACGCCGAAUUUAUUUACUCUCGGCCACAAUCCCAUGUAGAUGCCCAUGGUAUUGGAAGGCGCAAUCGCAAUGCUGGCCAUUGCUCGGAUAGGCGCGAUCCAUUCCGUCGUCUUUGGCGGAUUCGCUCCCAAAGGUAUAGACCAAAACCUAUCUCCUCCUCCCUCUUUCUACUGUAACCAUAUAUGGCCUUUCUGACCCUUACAGAACUUGCCAAACGAAUUGAUGAUGCCCAACCCCGCGCCAUCAUCGCCGCUUCCUGCGGUCUCGAACCCAAAGGCGUUCUCGACUAUUCGACCUUCGUGUCCCAGGCCUUGUCCCAUUCGACGCACAAGGACGCUAGGGUGUUGAUGCUUCGAAGAGAAGGUAUCAAGGACCAUCAAGCGCCUGGGCUGGGCAAGGGGAGCUAUAGAGGUUGGUUGGACUGGAAGAGCGAGAUGGAGGGAGUGAGGAAAAGUGGCAAGGGGGUGGAAGAAUGUGUUGCUGUCAAAAGCAGGUGAGUUGGAGUGCUUGUGAUACACUGACUCGGAAAGCUGAUUCGGGGCCAUGCUCUUCCUCGUAGUGACCCGCUUUACAUCCUCUACACGAGUGGUGAGUACACUCCCGGUCUUUGUCGGUCGCUUCAUCGAGCCCAGACUGACGGACACAUUUUACCCAAACAGGCACGACCGGAAUGCCGAAGGGUGUCGUGCGUUUCGUGAGUCCCCCAUGCUUUCACACUCGAAAACUUUGACAUCUGAAUCUGAAAAAACUUUUUCCUUUCCAGAACGGAGGCCACGCCGUCGCGUCGCGCUACACGAUGGAACACACCUUCGGCCUCAAGCGCGAGGACACGAUCGCCUGCUUCUCCGACUACGGUUGGGUCGUCGGCCAUUCGUUCUGCGUCUACUCGCCCAUGCUGGUCGGAUGUGCUUCAGUUAUCUUUGAGGGAAAACGUGAGUUGAGACGAGGGCGUGUUCAUGUUGGGGUGCGUGUUGGGGUCGGAUGCGCUGAUCAUGGGGUGAGAUAUCCGGGUGUUUCGCAGCAAUCUUGCCUGAUGCGGGAAUCUUCUGGAAAAGUGAGUAUGGAUCGCGCUUCUAUCAGCCUUGGCAGAUUAGCCAGAUCUGAUAAAAAAGCGAUUCGAUGUCACAGUCGUCGAAACGCACAAAGUCAACUGUGUGUUCACCGCCCCGACGGCGCUCCGCGCGAUCCGUCGCGAAGAUCCCGACGCGACCCACAUGUCCAAAUACGACCUCUCCUCGCUCUGUUCACUGUUCCUUGCAGGCGAACGUUCCGAACCGAGCAUCAUCUCGCGCUACCAAACCCUCUUGACCCAAUACGCCGCCCCGGGAGCGAUCGUGAACGACAAUUAUUGGUCAACCGAAUCCGGAUCCCCGAUCACGGCUUUGCAACUCAAUUCGGUGUUCCCUCCACUGGCGCCGAGACCCGGGAGUGCCGGGUUGCCUUUGCCUGGAAUGGAUGUGAGGAUUGUCGAUGAUGAGGGGAAGGAAGUGAAGCGAGGGGAGAUGGGCAACAUCGUGUUGGGCCAGCCGUUACCUCCUUCGGCCUUGGGGACGGUGUGGAAGAAUGAAGCGAGGUUCCAAGCGUGGGUCCCUUCAGGCGAAUACAACCUUGAUUUCAAGAUACUCAUGCAGCUAGUAUCGGGGCGGGAUGUCACAGAGCUUAUUUCGACCGUUUUCGCGGCAAAGGCGACUACUUCGACACGGGCGACGCGGGCGUGAUCGACGCACAGGGGUUUGUCUCGAUCCUCUCUCGCGCCGAUGAUCUCAUCAACGUUGCGGGUCAUCGCUUGGGGACGUCGUUGUUGGAACAAGGUGCGUUGGGUGGAACUGUGUUGAGAGUUCGCGUGGCAGAAGACUCCACACUGACUCAAACAAGCCGACCCUCGCACAGUCGUCUCCUCGCACGACUCGAUCGCCGAAACCUGCGUGGUCGGUCUCCCCGACUCGGUCAAAGGUCACGUCCCCUUCGCCCUCGUAACCCUUUCCACUUCCGCCGCAUCCUCCCCACCUUCUCCCGCCUCUCUUCUGAAAGCAAUCAACACCCUCAUCCGAACGGACAUCGGUUCGAUCGCCACAUUCGGUGGCCUCGUCAUCUCCCCACGACUCCCUAAAACUCGUUCGGGCAAAACGCUCCGAAGGACAGUGAAGGAGUUGGUGGAAGCUGCUGCGGAAGCACAGUGGGAUAAGAAGGUCGGUUUCCCACCAACGAUUGAGGAUGAGGCGGUCGUGGAAGAGGUGAGAGGGGUUGUGAAUGGGUACUUUAAGAAGGAUGCGAAAGGGGUCAAGGCGAAGUUGUAG
Microbotryum saponariae is the source of this 3143-nucleotide messenger RNA. The record is from the annotation of a GenBank genome assembly. NCBI's taxonomy places the organism in Eukaryota, Fungi, Basidiomycota, Microbotryomycetes, Microbotryales, Microbotryaceae.